This is a messenger RNA of Danio rerio (zebrafish), 1202 nucleotides long. It is a transcript of the gene esd, whose product is annotated as esterase D/formylglutathione hydrolase. Gene Ontology annotation, biological process: formaldehyde catabolic process. Lineage: Eukaryota; Metazoa; Chordata; Actinopteri; Cypriniformes; Danionidae. The record is from RefSeq and is marked validated. Gene Ontology annotation, cellular component: cytoplasm. Gene Ontology annotation, molecular function: S-formylglutathione hydrolase activity; hydrolase activity, acting on ester bonds.
CUCUCGAGCGCCGCUGUUUGGCCAACACGUUGAAGCACACACCAGGCAGGAAAAAGCACAAGGGGCGUGGCUUUGCGUCUUACGUUCAAUCUGGCGUCACACUGAACUCGGAAUCCUCAGCUGCAGCGUAAACGGUGCAAUGGCUUUAACCCAGGUUUCUUCUAAUAAGUGCAGCGGUGGAUAUCAGAAAGUGUUCGAGCAUGACAGCUCCGAGUUAAAAUGCAAAAUGAAGUUCGCCAUUUACCUUCCUCCAAAGGCGGAGAGCUCCAAAUGUCCAGUGUUAUACUGGCUGUCAGGUUUGACAUGCACCGAGCAAAACUUCAUCACUAAAGCUGGAAGCCAGCAGGCGGCCUCUGAAAAUGGGAUCAUCAUCGUAGCUCCAGACACCAGUCCACGCGGCUGCAACAUUGAAGGAGAGGAGGAGAGCUGGGACUUUGGGACAGGAGCCGGAUUUUAUGUAAAUGCUACCCAAGAUCCUUGGAAAACCAACUACCGCAUGUAUUCAUAUGUCACAGAGGAGCUCCCUCGGCUGAUUAAUUCAAACUUCCCUGCUGAUCCUGAGAAAAUGUCCAUUUCUGGUCACUCCAUGGGAGGCCAUGGAGCUCUCAUUUGUGCACUUAAGAAUCCUGGGAAGUAUAAGUCUGUGUCAGCGUUUGCACCCAUCUGUAACCCUGUGCAGUGUGCGUGGGGACAGAAAGCUUUUUCUGGCUAUCUUGGAUCUGACAAGUCUACCUGGGAGGCAUAUGAUGCUACUGUAUUGGCUGAGUCGUAUUCCGGUCCUGAGCUUGACAUUUUGAUUGAUCAAGGCCGUGAUGACCAGUUUCUUUCUGCAAGUCAGCUUCUGCCUGAUAAUCUCAUCGCUGCCUGCUCCAAGAAGAAAAUCCCUGUGGUUUUCCGUCUUCAGCAGGGGUAUGAUCACAGCUAUUAUUUCAUCUUCUCCUUCAUCAACGACCACAUCAAGCAUCAUGCCAAGUAUCUGAAUGCCUGAAUCAGUGUGACGUGAAUAUGGCAAACAGCCAUUGUGCCUUCCUGUUUCUAACAACAUCCGUCUACACAUCUGGAAAUCGCAUUAGAGCCACAUCUCGAUUGCUUCACUAGCCCUUAAAUUACAACCCUCUGUAUUUUCAUACGGAAUAUUAACAGGCUCACGUUUAGCUGUAGAGAUGUUUAUAUUUCAUUAAAUAAAGGCUUGUGGUUGUGAA